Messenger RNA from Ficedula albicollis (Collared flycatcher), 3082 nucleotides. RefSeq names its product protocadherin beta-16-like. Lineage: Eukaryota; Metazoa; Chordata; Aves; Passeriformes; Muscicapidae. The coding region runs from base 31 to 2562 and encodes 843 amino acids. Gene Ontology annotation, molecular function: calcium ion binding. Gene Ontology annotation, cellular component: plasma membrane. The transcript has 4 exons. Gene Ontology annotation, biological process: homophilic cell-cell adhesion. The record is from RefSeq and is a predicted model, not a curated record.
GAGGACAGUGGAUGGCUUUUUUGGAGACUGAUGGUGCGUGGGAGACGGAGCGGAGACACAAAGAGGCAAGUGAUCCUGUUUAUUCUGUGUAUUUGCGUGUCUCAGAGUGGGGCUGAAACCCUCCGCUACUCUCUGCCGGAGGAAAUGGAGAGGGAUUCCUUUGUCGCCAAUAUCGCAAAGGACCUGGGGGUUCCCCUGAGCCAGCUUGCAGCUCGCAAGGCCCGCGUUGUGUCCGGGGGGAACGAGCAGCUUUUCCGACUCAAUCAAAACACCGGAAUCCUGACAGCAAGGGAAUCGCUGGACCGAGAGGAGAUCUGUCCGCAGAGCGAUACCUGCACGCUCGUCUUUAAGAUAUUCUUUGAGAAUCCAUUGCAGCUUAUCCGAGGGGAGGUGGAAGUUCGUGACGUAAACGACAACUCGCCCGUGUUCCCGGAGAAGGAGAUGGUUUUAGAGAUUCUAGAAACAGCAUCUCCUGGGUCCCGUUUUCCCCUGGAGAGCGCGCAGGACAAGGACGUGGGCAUUAAUGGUUUGCAGAACUACAGCCUCGAGCCCAAUCCUCAUUUCUCCCUCGCUAUCGGAACAGCGAAAGAUGGAGUAAAAUACCUGGAACUUGUCCUACAGAGCCAGCUCGAUCGGGAAGAGAAGGGAGAGCUGAAUUUGCUUCUGACCGCCACCGACGGGGGGUCACCACCCAGGUCGGGCACGGCUCAGGUCCGCAUCGUGGUACUGGAUGCCAAUGACAACAUCCCUGUCUUCGAAAGAGAAACCUACGAGGUGCGCCUGGCUGAGAACAGCCCCCUGGAGCAGCUGGUGGUCAGAGUCACUGCCGCGGAUCCCGAUGAAGGGUCCAACGGGGAAGUGCGUUAUGCCUUUACCCAGACACCAGAGCGAUCCCGGCAGCUCUUCCAGCUGAACCCGACCACCGGUGAAAUACGAGUCGCGGGCAAGCUGGAUUUUGAGGAAGCAAAAUCCCACAAGAUGGUGGUGAAAGCCACAGAUGGCGCGGGGCUUUCUGCGCAUUGCAAAGUGCAGGUGGAGGUCCUGGACGUGAAUGACAAUGCCCCGGAGAUCGCGCUCACCUCCCUCACCGCCUCCAUCGCCGAGGACGCCCCGCCGCGCACCGUGGUGGCUCUGUUCAGUGUCAGGGACCGGGACUCCGGGGACAACGGCAGGACAGAGUGUUCCAUCGACGGGGACUUGCCGUUCAGUCUCACCCCCACUUUUGAUAAUUACUACGAACUGAGAACAAGCGCGGCUCUGGACAGGGAGAGGACAGCGGAAUAUAACAUCACCAUCACUGCCACGGACUGGGGCACGAAGCGGCUGAGCUCUCAGGAAAUCAUCUUCGUGCAGAUAUCGGAUGUGAACGACAAUGCACCCACCUUCACCCAGGAGGUUUACACCAUGUCUGUCGCGGAGAACAACAGCCCCAUGCUCCGGAUCGGCAGCGUCAAGGCCACGGACGACGACACAGGAGAAAACGCCCGUGUGAACUACGCACUGGUGCGGCAGGAGGGCAAAGAGCAGCCCGAAAUAUCAGUCAACGCUGAAAACGGGGAUGUUUAUAUCCUCCGCCCGCUGGACUAUGAGAAGGUGCGCGCCUUCGAGGUGACAGUGCGCGCAGCCGACGGCGGCUCCCCGCCGCUCAGCGCCCAGGCCGUGCUGCGCGUGCUCGUGCGGGACGAGAACGAUAACGCGCCCGUGCUGCUGCACCCGCCCCCCGACAGCAGCGCGGCCGGAGAGCUGGUGCCGCGCUGGGCACCGUCCGGCUACCUGGUGGCCAAGGUGGUGGCGGUGGACGCGGACGCGGGUCAGAACGCGUGGCUGUCGUACGAGCUGGCCAAGGCCACGGAGCCGGCGCUGUUCCGCGUGGGGCUGCACAGCGGCGAGGUGCGCACGGCGCGGGCCGUGACAGAGAGGGACGCGGCGCGGCAGAAGCUCAUCGUGCUGGUGCGGGACCGCGGGCAGCCACCGCGCUCUGCCACUGCCACCCUCGCCGUGGCACUGGUGGACGAUUUCUCCGAUGCCUUCCACCAGCUUGGCCACGAUCCUGCAGGCGGACAGCUGCCGCAGGUGGCAGAGGAGGAAAUGCUCACGACUUACCUCAUCGCCUCCCUGUGCUGCGUCUCGUCCCUUUUCGUCUUCCUCGCCACCGCGGUGGCCGCCCUGGUAGUGAAGGUGCGGCGAGCCAGGCGGAACGAGACUGAGACUUUGCCCACGUUCCCCACGAGCGCCACGGAGAGCACCGCGGGCUCCCUGCCCCGCAGCUUUGUGUACGACGUCUGCUUCGCCGCCGGCACCGUCAACAGCGAGUUCCGCUUCCUCAGGCCCCUGUUCCCCUGCUUCCCCGCCGGGCUGCCCCCCGGGCCGGGCGAGCAGCGGAGCUCGGUGUGCUCGCAGGACGCGGCCACCCUCGGGGGCGAGGGAGGCUGGAUUGUGCAGGGCAGUGCUCCCCUCCCUGAAGAUGCGGGGCCUAGAGCUGCAGAUGCAGUUUGCCCUGCAAACAGGGAGCUGGAGCUAAAUGUCAGUUCUGAGCAAAACCCUUGGCUCGCCCAUCAAUGAGUGGAGAGAAACACAAGUUUGUCUGUCCUCACAGAAAAGGAAACAAAGAGACCAAAACCUUUCCUAGAAGGUACCAGGGAGAUGAAGCCUUCUCUGUGACAGUACUUUCCCCUCGAGCAGUAUUUUAUUCACGUAGUUAUUUUGUAAUUGUGAUGUCGAUGGAGGAGGAGAAUCGUGCUGCAUGUUAAUGACAUAAUAAUGUAUGAUCGUGAGAGUGCUCCUGCUUCUAUAUACUUCGAGAAAUACUGAAAACUGGCAGCAGAUCUUUAACUUCUUGUUACACAGGCUUCUCUGGGGGGUUUCCUUUUGUGCUUUGUUUGUUUCUUUUUAUGGAGAGAGCUUUGUAAUAAUAUCUAAAUUUUCUGCCGUGUAUUCGACACCAGGCUAAACAGAAUUUAUGCAAAAUUAAGUGGUGCUUGCAAAGGAAUUUUUUACAAAAUAAGCAGAAGCUGUCUACAUUUCGAACGGCUGUCAUUGGCACAUUUGGCAUAUUUGACCAGGAUAUUACAGGUUCUCCUAA